Acanthoscelides obtectus is the source of this 6391-nucleotide messenger RNA. The record is from the annotation of a GenBank genome assembly. Lineage: Eukaryota; Metazoa; Arthropoda; Insecta; Coleoptera; Chrysomelidae.
AUGCCAUUGACAUCUCCCUGUCUCCCAACCUUGAAAACACAGUUCACAUUCUAAUAUUAUUUCCUUUGUAAAGUGGAAUGUACUGAAAAGUUUGACCGACCAACACCGGCUGCUAGUCAGUCUGAGCAGUAGCUUUUUGGCCUGCCUGCGAGAAAGAACGACGUUAUUGUGUUGUAGUUUAGUCGCUUUGGUCCGUCGUGCCGGAUAGUGGAGAAACAAUGGUGAUUGUUAUGUGAGAAGGUUUCAGGUUCCAGUUUGUGAUUAUACGUUGCGCUAAAAUGCCGCCUUGUGCCUGUGUGGAUUGUACUGCAGAUGGACGCGAAAGAAUAUAUAAGAGCGGCAUCCGCGGCAUCAGUGGUAGUGGCGGUGGAGCGUUAAGGAGCAGCGCUCACGGCGGCGUUGGGGGCGGCAUUGGAGGUGCAGCAGGGGCGCCGGUGUUGGGGGGCGGGGUGGCGACACAGGGACAAGGGGGAGGAGGAGGAGGCGGCGGUGGCGGGAGGGCUUGCGAGGCGAGAAGGGCAUACAAGGCGGCGGUGUUGCCGUCGUGUAAAACGGCCCGUCGGAGGGCCCGGGGCAUGAGCAUGGGCCAGAAGGUGUCCAACAGUGUCAAAGCAACUGUCAACAGGGACCACCAGCAGCCGCCGUACAAGCCGGUCAUUCCCAGAGAAUUGGCGCAGGAUUUUGCCAGACCUCCUCGACUGGACAUGUUAUUAGACAUGCCUCCAGCGUUACGAGAAACACAAUUAAAGUAUGGAUGGAACCAAGAUGACCGAUCACUCAAUAUCUUCGUUAAAGAAGAUGAUAAACUCACGUUUCACAGGCAUCCGGUAGCCCAAAGCACAGACUGCAUACGUGGCAAAGUAGGUUUCACGAAAGGAAUGCACUGCUGGGAGGUGUGUUGGUCGACGCGGCAACGUGGCACGCAUGCGGUGGUGGGAGUAGCGACGGCGGAAGCGCCAUUGCAUUCAGUAGGGUACCAGAGUCUCGUAGGGAGUACGGAUAACUCGUGGGGAUGGGAUUUAGGUCGUAACAAAUUAUACCAUGAUUCAAAAAAUUGUCCUGGGGUGACGUACCCCGCGUUAUUGAAACCGGACGAGACCUUCAUAGUCCCCGACAAAUUUCUGGUGGUACUGGACAUGGACGAGGGUACGCUGAGUUUCGUCGUCGACGGGCAGUACCUGGGCGUAGCCUUCAGGGGGUUGAAAGGAAGGAAGUUGUACCCCAUAGUCAGCGCAGUAUGGGGACACUGCGAGAUCACCAUGAGAUAUAUCGGUGGAUUAGAUCCUGAACCUCUACCUCUAAUGGACCUAUGCCGUCGCGUGAUACGACAGCGGUUGGGCAAGCAGCAUCUGGAAGAAAAGACGAUGAACUUGCAGCUUCCACAGGCGUUACAGACUUACCUCUUGUACAGAGACAGGAGAUAAUACCUUUCGCAACGCAAACACGAAGGGCUGUGUUCUUCCUGUUAUUAGUGCGCGGGCAAAUACCGUCAUCCACCACUGGUUCAAAUUAUCGAAUAGAAAAAAAUGUUUUCAUUGGAGAUAAGAAAAUGAGGUGUUGCGGAAAAAGUUAUAUAGAUUGGCCGUGCAACAGAAUCGUAUUUUUGAGUGUAAACAAAAAACCUCCUCUUCUAAAUAUACAGAAAAAAUUGCUAAUUAACACUCGUUAUUAAACCUCAAAAUUGGAAAAAGCACUUGACGCGUGUAUACAAAGAACUAUGAAGCAAAAGUAUUAGCGGCUCACAUAAUUAUUUUUUGUUCUUAUACACAUGCUUAUACAGAUUUUUAGAGUUUCUGUUGCAUCUUUAGAAUAUGUUUACGCCAAACGGUAUACGAGUGGCUGUUUUGAUAAGUGACAAUUGACUUUGUUUAACGUUUUUUACUAUUCAUGUUUUGAGCCAGUGUUGUAAGCGGUUCGCAUUGCAGUGGCAAAAUAGACUGUUAUUUAACAAAAAAAACGCUACUGUUAUUUACAAAGUAAAGUGUUACUGCUUUAGAUUAAUGACGAAGAGGGUGAAGUAACCAAAUAUUAAGGCGAGCUCAGUAACGGUAACUUUAUAAUGAAAAAAUUUGUGGAGAUGCAAUUCAUAGAUUAGUUUCCUGUAUGAUAAAUGGUAAUGAUCAUUUAUUUUAUCAUCAUGUAAAAAUUCAACAAAAAACAGGAUAAAGCAAGGCCGGUCCUUGAGAUACAACUUUACAUGAUGUUAUUUAAGUUGAUAAUUUCUUUUUCUAAAACAACCAAGUUUGAAGUAACGAAGCGAAAACGUAAAAAAAUGAAGAAACGUACUCGCUAUUCAUUUGAAAAUGAAUUUCCAACACUGACUGCCCUGCCACAUGUUGCUAAUACCUUUUCACAUAGGAAGUCAGGGUCGAACUGACCCAUUCAGAUUUUCUUCUGUACUUAAUAUCCAGGUUAUCUUAAAGCUUUGGUAUACGUGUUCCUAGGGAAUGCAUAACCUAUACUCCCUGUAAUGUUCCCACAUUAAGGACACCCUGUAUAAAAAGGGAUGAAUCGUGGUUGCUUUCAUAGGAAAAUCUAAACUUUCUAAUUCGUUUAAACUGAUAUUAAGAAUCUACAUCUUUUUGAUUGUAUAAAAAUUGUUAUAGUUCCUCGUAUUUGACUACCACCACACUGACGAGCCCCAUAGGGCGAAAUUAACAACUGUCUGUGGUUGGAUAAAAUUUUGUUUCAAAAAACUGCUAAAGCAGACAUCACAACCUGGGAUAUUUAGUGAAAUAUGUCGAGCGUAUCCAUUAUCAUAAGAGGAAGUAUUUGAAAAGCUUCCUCCACGAAUUUUAGGCCAGAACUACACAGGUGAUAAAGUUACUGAGUUCGGAAACAUCAUAUUAACGCGUAUUAAGAUGAAACGAAAAAUAAAAGAACUGACUGGUGUGACGUGCGUUGAUGGUGUGGACAUUUUUCUUAUAUACAAAUAAAAGAAAUGUAAUAGUAGGCGGAAGUGGGGAUAACAUUCAGUAUGUUCCAACAAUAAUUUGGAUCUGAUUUGAUCUGUUCAGAACUGUUCUUGGAACGUAUUGAUGAAAAACAAGUGGAGGCUCCACGAUAUGUGCUGUGAUGAAGGUACGUGAAGAAUCUCAAGGUCAGUGUCCAAGUUAUAUCUCUGUGUAUAAUAUUCAGCUCGAGAAUAAAGGGGUUAAAGCAACGUGCUGCGCGUCAUAGCACAGUGUUAGUUCAGCUACAUUAGGAUAAAUACAUGGAUUACUUAGCUGCUUAACCCAAGAUUAUAGGUAAAUAAAGCUUAAAUAAAUUCAUAUAAUCUAUUUUUAGCGGUACUUCAUCACGUCAAAACGUGACAACAAAUAAUAGCUGAUUAUCUAGUGCCAUUCAAAAUAUUCCAUGUUGAUAAGUGACACAUAACUUUGAUGAAUCUGUCAGUGGCAGAUCUAUAGAGUCGUAUUUUGUUGUGGUUUUUUGCGCUAUGGAUAAUAGAUAGAAAAAACAAUACAAGCAAAAUGGCUGGUGUAAAUAGUUCUAAAUACGGUUCUGAGUUUCAUUAUUAACAAGAGUGUAGACUUUAACACAAAGAUGUCAUAUGUUGAUCAAAUGUACACGUCAAAAAGUGGUGAAGUGUCGUGAAAAAUAAUAAUUUCACAUUCUUUCUGUUAAUAGAUCGAUUUCAUCAAAUACACUGAGCACCAAAUUUGUUCAAUUUGGUCCACUAGUUACUUUUUAGAUGGUUUAAUAUCUCUUUGGCGUUGCUAAAUUCCCAAACGGGAACACUAAUGUUUUUGGCUGGUGUCGUGAACCUUUUGCGAUAUUUUUGCGCAUUCACGAAGUGCCAUCAAUAAUCCUUUUGCUUAUAUGGAUGCGAAAUUCUAACUUUAGUGAGAAACGAGUAAAAGUUUAUAGAGAAACUUUAUGAUGCUUUUGAAACUCUAUUUUGGAAUCAUUAUUUGAAACAUGUAUUUUUCCUGUGGGUGAACUAAUUCGACGAAACUUAACUGGUUGAUCUCGAAACAGGCCUCUGAAAUAGGGGAGGUCUGCUUUCAAAUCGGGGAUGGUAGCCAUAACACGAUGUAUAUAGUUGUAACUCAGUCUUCUGAACAAAAAAAAAUUGUAAUAAUAUUCUUAAAGCACGGCUUCCUCUGAAAAGUUUACAUAGCUUUACAGAUCGGUUUAUAUUUUGAUAUUUUUUCUCUUCGAUUUGGUUUUUGUGAAUGUGAGUACAAGAUCGGUGAUUUAACUUUCAAAACUACAGUUGGCUUUCACUAUUUUUGCUUAGUUAGUCCAGCAUUAGGAUGAAGCUUUUCCAUUUAGACUCCAGCUUAUAUUGGAAUUGACAUCUUUUUCAAUUUCUAAUUCUUAUUAUAUCAGAUUAUACCUUGUGUCGAUCACCCUUUUAUAUUGUCUGAUGUCAUUUUGACUAUUGCCGUGAAUGAUUUUUUUUUAAUUGAGACAUAUUUCGAGGGUGCCUUACUCUAAUCUGUUGAAUUUCUGUAUUAGUGAGAUUAUAAUCUCAUCCGAGAUUACUUUCAUGUGCUGUAAUGUUUUGCAAAUAUAAUUAUAAUUUGCUAAUGUUCAAGAGUUUUUGUUCUGUUUCAUCAUUGUACCUUUUUAUUCAGUGGAAGUGUUCAUCAAAAAUGUUAUCUACUCUCUACUAUCUAUUUAAACUUUUGCCAGUAUUUAUUUUCCGACAGGAGGAACAACGCAGUAUGCCUAAGACUUAUCAAAAAUGCAAUUUGUGUAAUUUUCUUAUGAAUCGAUCUUGUACCAUGUUGAGUAUGAAUCCUUAACAAUUUUUUCGAUUUAUAGUGAGUAAAUAAGAAAUUUAAUGGGAAAAAUUAAAGUUGAUAAAUCGUAAGUGCUCAGGCAGUUACAGUUACAGACACACACCAAGAAUAUAUUUAAAUGUAUGUAAGAAUAUUAGACUUAUUUUUGUAAAUAUUUUAGUUAGCGCCAGUUUCCACGUAAUUUAUGUCUAUUUGUAUCGAAAUAAGGCUCUAUACGGUUUUCCAGGAAAAUUCAAAUACCAUUUUUUCAUUAACCAUUUUUUUAUAUCUGAAUAGCAUUGCAGGAUGUCCAAUAAAGAUUGAAUCACAUUUGAAUCCUGUAUUCGCUUUGCUACUAUAUCACCAACCUUUUGGAUUUCAGUUCUCGAAUUUAUCGCAUUUUUUUGUUAUUUUUGUAUCAAAAUUUUUGAGGGAGGAAGGUACUAUAAAAGUUGUCUCUUGGUGGUAAGUUUGAAUACUCCAAGCUAUCACUGACAUGUUAUCAGUUAAAUAAUGUACCUUAUCAUUUCUUAGAAAUGUGAUAAUAUCUCCAAUUCGAUUUUUUUAGUUCUCUAAGAGGACAAAAUGUACAUAAUGUUGAAUGAUUUUUUGCUCGUUUUUGACGAAUGCCUUUUUGCAUUUUUUUGGGAAACUGCGUAUAUUUGACUGCUCCAUUUGUUGAGAUUAUUACUAAUAUUUCUAGGAUUUUUGUAGUAAAAUUCUUUUGUAUAAAUUUAAUUCCGACAUGAUUUUUUUGUCACGGCCAUUUGAUGGUCUCAAUACUUUUUUUGUGAGUAAUAGAACGUUGCGAGUGUCCGUAUGUAAAUGUGGUGUUGUGUUAGUUUUUUAGCAAUUGUUUCUACGAAAUAUAUAAAAAAUUCAACAUUUCGCAUACCAAGUGUUCAUUAGAUACAUUUUUUCUAUACGUUAUUUUAUCGCAUUAUAUUCCAAUUUUUUUCGGCAGCUGAUGCGCUUACCUGCGAAAAAAUAUAUUUCUACCAUUUUCCAGUUUCUUCCAAAGAAAAAUAAAGAACAUGAUGUGAAAUGUAUGGAAAACAAUUCCAACUGUCUAAACAAAAUGUAAACAUUCACUUUUAACUCUCUAUUUAAUUAUUACGUUUACAAGUAUAUCUUGAAACAGCUUACCGUCGAUAUUCACUGUUGGUUUCCAUUAAACCAUUUUUUGACGUGCAUAUAAACGUAGUGAAUGCAUUAAAUAUGUAGUGUGCAGACAGUUUCAAUACAUAUUAAUAAAGUUCAUUUUUUUCAUGAACUGUUGUAAAUCUUAUACAACUAUUUUUGCUGCUGUUCUCACUAAGCCCCUGAGAAUUGUUUUCCAUUAUGUUUGCAGAGUGGUCUUUUGGCUAAAUCUUCCAAAUAGGUAGAUAAUAUAAUUUUUCUCGGGAGUGUGCAUUUAUUGCAUGAAUUUUUGUAUUGUUUAAAUCGAUGAAGAAAAUGAAAGGCCCCACUGUUGGAGUUUUUCAUCCAGAUAGUGAGGCGCCAUAGUUUUUUCGGAAAUGCAAUGGUAGAAGCCUGGACCUAUAAAAAUAAGUAGGAUGUUUUACUCUGUAUUACUAAGUUUUGCUGUGACAGUCCAGGUUUAUUUUAAGUUAAUCGAUGUAUAAUUAUAAUAAUAAAUAUAAGUAAAGUCUUUAAACAUU